Molecule: messenger RNA, 2462 nt
Organism: Carya illinoinensis
Lineage: Eukaryota; Viridiplantae; Streptophyta; Magnoliopsida; Fagales; Juglandaceae
Exons: 5
Coding region: 324-2225 (633 amino acids)
Molecular function (GO): ubiquitin protein ligase activity
Source: RefSeq, a predicted model, not a curated record
ACCCACCCGAUUCACAUAAUUUACAGAUGGGCUGCAUCAAUAGGGCCGGCCCAAACUAUAAAAUAGAACACAAAAAGAAUUAAUCCCAAAGGUCUUCUUUACGUCCCACGAAACCUGAACUUUGGCGGGAAAGGCUUCGUAUUGGAUGUAGACUGCAGAAUAAAUAUAAACUAAUCAGGCAUUUUCUUAACCAAUUGUGUGGCGUCCCAGCCAUUAGCUUCCAUCUCCGACGCAAGAACGAACAAGCGAUCAUCUUUCUCGGCUCCCUCCUUCUCUGGCAUUAGCUUGGGUGAAGUAUUGUGGAAUGCAAGCUGGUACUUAACAUGGGGCGACAAACUAUUCCAUCCACUAAUCAGAUCAUGACUGGUUUUGAUUCGGAUCUACAUGGCCACAUUGGCCAGAACACAGGAAAUGAAAACAUUGCACAACCUAAUAUCCAACCUACGGUAUCAGCUUCGGAGAACACAGCUAAUGUUGGCGUCCAAUAUGUAGCAGAGCAGUACUGGGACGAUGAAAUUCAGAAUCUUCGUAAUCCUGGCACAGGUAGUGCACCUCCAACCAGAUUUUAUCAUUCUGACAUGAUAUCCUCACUUAGGGCUGCUUCACAUGGGUAUGCGGCCUCCCGUGAAUUGCCAUUUUCCAGCAAUUAUGGAUUCACUGGAGUUUCUGCAUAUGAACAUGGAUGGAACAGUCACUAUUUAGAUAAUAUCCGGAGUCUACGCGAGAUAAUAUAUUCUGAACGAAUUUCUGGGACUAUCCAACAUAGUAACUCAUCUUCAGGCUCUAGUUCUUCAGCUGCCCCCUCGAAUGCAUGGCAUCCUGAUGCUCAUGGAGUUGCUGUGAUGGAUUCUGCAUCUUUUGCGCUGCCUCAAUAUUACAGAGAACUCGGUGAUCCAUCAAUCAUGGAAGGACUCUCGAGUGGGUACUUGAGAUACAGAUCAGGCGCUACUGGAAUGAAUCAUCUUAUGGUGAAUGAACAUAAUCUUUUGAUUCCAGGAAAUUAUAUGGUUCUGAAUUUUCAGCCAGCUAGUACUCUCACGAACCAGAUUCCUGCAACAUCUUAUGUUAAUGGCAGCAAUUCCAUUGAAGGUUCUAUGGGGACUUGGAGUUUGCCGGGUGUACAAAGAUAUUAUCACACAGCUAGCAGUACAGGUACCCUGGGUCUCCUCAAUAGGUGGCACCCCGAUCAUCUGAGCCCACAAAUGCAAGGAUUGAGAGACCAAAAUACUAACUCUCACCUGUAUGGUUUCCAUCAUCUUCAUCCUUCCAUCAACAAUUGGCGCCACGAUUAUCACGAUUAUCAUUAUUAUUAUCCUUUGAUCCCACAAAUGUUUGUGCUAGAAGUGAGAGACCAAUAUAUUUACCCUCACCUGUAUAGUUCUCACCUGUAUGGUUUCGGUCAUCUUCAUCCUUCAAUCAACAAUUGGGACCACGAUCAUUACCUUCAUUAUAAUCCUCUGAUCCCUCAAAGGCGAGGAGUGAGAGGCCAAAAUAUUUACUACCUACAUAGUUUCCGUCAUCUUCAUCCUUCCACCAACAAUUGGAGCCACGAUCAUCACCAUAUGAUCCCACAAAUGCGAGGAGUGGGAGGCCAAAAUAUUUACCCUCACCAGCAAAUAGCUGCAGCUUCAAAUAGAGUACUUGCUAUGAAUUCUUCAGGCCGCACUCUAAGGCCUGCUCGGAACAAUUUGGAGAUGGCUGUCAGGCAUCGCAGAUCUGUUCCGCCAACUAGGCCUCGGACAUACCGUCCUCAUAGAAGGGAAAUCCCUCCUGAGACAACUCUUAGACAUAGCAGCCAACCACCCACCAGAGUUCUGCCAGCUGAUGAAACUGUUAUACUUGAUUUGCUAAUGCUGCCACAAUUAUAUCAAGCGAUGAACUUGACCGACUCUAGCGAUGAGGUUUGGUUGAAUGUAGUGCAAAUGCAAUUGGUAAGGUCCAAUGAAGAGGACGAGUUGUCGGAGGAAACUAUCACCAGGCAGUUGAGGACAAGAACUAAUGUAUCAUCUGCUCCUAUUAUUAAUCCGGGGGAGACUGCUUCUGCGGAUCAGGAAUCUGAAUCUUGCAUUAUAUGCCAGCGUGAAUACAAGGAUCAAGAGCAGAUUGGAACCCUUGAUUGUGGGCACGAGUAUCAUGCGCAUUGCUUAAAGAGGUGGUUGCUCGUGAGGAAUGUCUGCCCAAUGUGCAAAUCUACAGCACUGAACACACGAAGGAAGGAGUUAUAAACGUAAAAAAUGGAGAGAGGGUUUGAAAGAUUUUCACUGUAAAGCUAGCUGCCGCAUCAAGUUGAGAUCUUGUUUCACAUGUAGUAGCAUGUAGGAGUAACAGUUGCAUUUCCGACUCAUUUAUAUGCUGGUUUCUGGCAAAUGGCCCAGUGGUUCCCCCGUCUUGACAACAGCUGUAGAGACUUUUUGUCCAAUUAUGACUUCGAUCGGAAUGAAAUUCAUUACUUUUUUCGUUCA